AUGGCUGAAGGGUGCAUGACUGAAGGGGCAUUUCAAGUUCAUGCCCAUAUGAUCAAAUGCGGUUUGGUGUGUGAUGUAUUUGUUGGAACGAGUUUGCUUCACUUUUAUGGUACAUUUGGUUGGGUUGCUGAGGUUGACAAGGUCUUUAAGGAGAUUGAGGAACCUAAUAUAGUGUCUUGGACUUCUUUGAUGGUUGGUUAUGCUUAUAAUGGGUGUGUAAAGGAGGUUAUGAGUGUUUAUUGGAGUUUGAGGCGUGAUGGGGUGUACUGUAAUGAAAAUGCAAUGGCUACGAUUAUUAGGUCUUGUGGGGUGCUUGUAGAUAAAAUGUUGGGUUAUCAGGUGCUUAGUAGUGUGAUCAAAUCUGGAUUGGAUACUACUGUGUCUGUGGAAAACUCCCUUAUUUCCAUGUUUGGUAAUUGUGAUAGCAUAGAGGAGGCAUCUUGUGUGUUUGAUGACAUGAAGGAACGUGAUACUAUUUUGUGGAAUUCAAUAAUUACUGUAAGUGUACAUAAUGGUCAUUGUGAAAAAUCUGUAGAAUACUUUUCUCAGAUGCGUUAUACUCAUGCAAAUACAGAUUAUAUUACUACUUCAGCCUUGUUACCAGUGUGUGGCUCUGCUCAAAAUUUGAGGUGGGGAAGAGGGCUUCAUGGUUUGGUAGUAAAAUCUGGACUGGAAUCAAAUGUCUGUGUGUGCAAUAGUCUCCUAAGUAUGUAUUCUCAGGCUGGAAAAUUUGAGGUCAUAUCUAAAACAUUGUGA
Molecule: messenger RNA, 756 nt
Organism: Glycine soja
Lineage: Eukaryota; Viridiplantae; Streptophyta; Magnoliopsida; Fabales; Fabaceae
Product: pentatricopeptide repeat-containing protein At4g15720-like
Exons: 1
Coding region: 1-756 (251 amino acids)
Biological process (GO): RNA modification
Molecular function (GO): RNA binding; protein binding
Source: RefSeq, a predicted model, not a curated record